Messenger RNA from Anopheles aquasalis, 1425 nucleotides. RefSeq names its product methyltransferase-like protein 25B. Lineage: Eukaryota; Metazoa; Arthropoda; Insecta; Diptera; Culicidae. The record is from RefSeq and is a predicted model, not a curated record.
UCGCCACACAAAAAUGCAAGAUGAUCUGGUACAAAAGAUCAGCGAAAUCGGCCUGGUCCUUCGCGAAUACCAAUGGCUGAUAGACGCCUACAUAGUGGAUUUCUAUGAAGAGGAUCACUUUCAAAGGCUGCCCACGAGUUGGCGCGCUUGUAUGGAGAUCAUUUCCGUCCAGCAGCUGCACGGUUUGCUCCGCUUCGAUCGCCGGCAAACCGAAACCACAGUCUGGCCCUUGGCGAUCUUAGCGCUCCGGUCUCUGUUCCAUCGACUGGCCCUCCCGAGGGAACACCGGGAGUGCAAGGGGAGCACUUUGGAUAAGCGGUGGGUCAACAGCACAUUUCAUCGUCAUGCGGGGCUCUUCCAAAAAUCAGUCAAACAUAAAAAGCGCCAUGAAAUUGUCCAGUUUGCAGCUAGCUGUUUGAACGAAGAACCACCACAGGACCACUGCACACUAGUGGACAUUGGCUCGGGGCAAGGUAAUCUCGCCAGAGCUCUAGGGUUAGGAUUUGGCUAUCAAGUAUGCUGCCUCGAACAAAACGAAUCGUUUGUUCAAACUGCAAGACGAAAAGAUGCGGAAUUGGGUCAAAAAUUGACCAAAAGGGAUCCUGCCCUGAGAGAUACCCUGGUGAUGCCGGUCCAUCUUCAUGAGCGAGUUAAUUUGGAGCAAAUUGAUCCGCAAGGGUUCGUUCAAAUGUUGAACCGAGCACUGAAUUCUUCCAGUAAAGAUGAAUUUCAAUUCGGGUUGAUUGGUUUACAUCCUUGCGGGGACUUGGCACCAUCGUUGCUUCGACUAUUCCUCGCCUGCAGGGAGUGUCGUUUCGUAAAGCUUGUCUGCUGCUGCUAUAUGAAAUUGUCCUGCUUGGCAUUGCCCGACCAGCAUGCGGCAAAUAAUUACGGGUUUCCUCUGAGCGAGUUUUGUCGAUCCAGCGGCCUUUUGCUAAGCUAUCAGGCAAGAGAAAUUGCAUGCCAUGCGAUAGAACAGUACAGCUGUAAGCUCCAGGAGGACUACGAAGAGCUUAAGGUCCACGCUUACCGGGCUGCCAUCGAAUGCAUCAUCGUACGGUUGAAGCCAGAAUUGAAACACUCAGGGCUUAGAGGAGGCAUAAAAGCAGCCGAGGUCUCGUUCGAAGAAUACUCACGUCGAGCUGUUGAGGGAAUGGAUAUUUCAAUUCCCUCCGAAGAAUUGCAUUCCUACGAAACGCAGCGACGCUUGGAACGCUGGGAGGAUGUUGUAAAGUUCUACACGCUGCGGCUUAUGUUUGCUCCGCUGGUUGAAACGUUGAUCCUGUACGAUCGACUGCUGUUUCUACACGAAAGAGGUUGCAACGCUAGAAUCGAUGUCAUGUUCGACCCGGUAGAAUCUCCACGGAAUCACGCCAUUACUGCCUUUAAAUGAAGUUCUCUUAUCAACCAUUGUGGUAUUAUUUC